Messenger RNA from Adineta steineri, 1701 nucleotides. Lineage: Eukaryota; Metazoa; Rotifera; Eurotatoria; Adinetida; Adinetidae. The record is from the annotation of a GenBank genome assembly.
AUGGAAUGGAAACAAAUUAUAUACAAUCAACUACGAGAACGGCAUAGACAGGAACAAGAUAUUUAUUCAGAAAUUGUUAAACACUAUAAUCGGUUAAUUGAAAAUUAUUCCAUAAUAUUACUUCGAUGUACGGAACAAGAACGAGAUAUAUUAUCAUUACGUCAGGAAAAUACAGAUUUACAAAAAAAUAGCGUUAGUGUCGCUGGUCUUCCAGUCAAUGAUAAAGUUAAAACAUUAGAACAUGAUUAUAUGAAAGCAAAAGAUGAAAUACUCACAUUAUUAAGAGAAAGAGGAGAUAUAACAAAAGAAGUAAUUAGUCUUAGUCGUAUUGUUAAAGAAAGAGAUGAUAAACUUGAUUCUGAAGAAAAAAAGAAUCAAGUAUUAACUAAAGAAAAUACAUCAUUGAAACAACGACUUGAUUCAGCCGAAGAAAAACUAAAUGCUUUACAAAGAGUUAAUGAAACGAUACAUGAUGAAUUUCAAGCAUUACAUUUAGCUUAUAUGCAAUUAGAAAGGCGUCAACAAGAACUAGAUGCAACAAAUGCAUUUUUACGUCGAGAAAUGACUGAAAAACUUGAUAAACAAUGUAAUGCAUUAGAUGAAGAAGUUCAACAACAUCAAAAACGAAUUGAAGAAGAUGUUAAAAGAAAAUUAGACGAAGCGAAAAACGAUGUUACUAAUUCUAAUUCAACAGCAUCAAUAACAACACCAACCUCAAGUACAUCAAUGUUUAGAAGUAGCAAUCUUGAUGGGAAGAUACAUCGAUCACCAGCAAGUGAUUUCAUGAAAGUUGUUGUACCAACAAGAGCUAUAACCAAAUGGGAUUGUGGUGAUAAUGAAUUACAUGCUAUUCAAUUUCAUCCAUCGGGAUCAUUAAUUGCAACUGGUGGUAGUGAUCGAAAGAUUCAUAUUUGGGAAAUGAAUACUUCCAAUGGUCAAGUUCAACAAUCAUAUGUACUCACUGGAAAUAAUUCGACAGUAACCGCUAUUGAUUUUGAUAAUGAAGGCAAUAAUUUAAUUCUUGGUUGUUCAGAAGAUUUUGCUUGUCGUGUUUGGGGUCUUGCUGAUCAACGUUUACGUCAUACAUUAACUGGACAUGGUGCAAAAGUUUUUUGUGCUAAAUUUAUUACGGCUAGUUUGAUUGCAUCAGGCAGUCAAGAUCGAACAUUAAAAUUAUGGGAUUUACAAAAUCGUCAAUGUGUAAGAACUCUAUUCGCUGGAUCAAAAUGUCAUGAUCUAGUUGCACAUGAUGCAUCUGGAAGUUUGAUUAGUGGACAUUUUGAUAAGAAAAUACGUUUUUGGGAUUCAAAAAAUGAUUCAACUAAAUGUGAAUUACAAUUACAAGCUGCUAUUACUUCAUUAGCAAUUAAUCGAGAAAAACAUCUAUUAUUAGCUUGUUCACGGGAUGAUACAUUGAAAUUAAUUGAACUAAGAGAAAAUCGAGUUAUACAAACAUUUAGUCAUGAUGAUUUUAAAGUGACGUCGGACACUAUAAAAGCUGUUCUAUCACCUGAUUGUGCUUAUGCAUGUGCUGGUGGUAAUGAUGGAUCAGUAUUUAUUUGGAAUACAUCAACAGGCAAAAUUGAAAAAAUUUUCAAUAAAGAACAUUCGACAAUUGUUAAUGCUGUUGCUUGGCAUCCUGAAGGACGAUUUAUUGUUUCAUGCGAAAAACAAAGAAGAGCAAUAUUAUGGGGAGAAUAA